This is a messenger RNA of Malus domestica (apple), 3456 nucleotides long. Its product is annotated as ATP-dependent DNA helicase At3g02060, chloroplastic. The record is from RefSeq and is a predicted model, not a curated record. Gene Ontology annotation, molecular function: nucleic acid binding; ATP binding. NCBI's taxonomy places the organism in Eukaryota, Viridiplantae, Streptophyta, Magnoliopsida, Rosales, Rosaceae. Gene Ontology annotation, biological process: DNA repair.
GUCGAUGACUCACUUAUCUCAACUCUCAUAUUGUUCGCAAUGCAAUUGCAAAAGCAGCAGCAAAAGUGAAAAAACGAAUGGUGAAAGUAAAACUGUAAAACCCCUCUAAAACCUCUCAACUUUAUCCACUGAAGGGUCGCUCUGCAGGGAUCAAAAAAUGGCGUUGCUCCUCCCAAUCCCCGCCCUAAACUCUAGCUCGGCAAUUCGAGGGCUGAGGGUGCCGCCGUGUCCCGGGGCCAACUUUUGUUGCAGAGUCGGACUCGGAAGAAGAGGACUGGUUUGCUGGGUGCCCAACGCUGUCUACACCGCCCAGACUCACACCCACACCCAAAGCACGGAACAGCAGUGGAAACCUAAAUCGGGGAAGAGAGAGGAUUCGGCAGAGGGCGACGACAUAUCCAUUCUGAACGAGAGGAUUCGGCGGGAGCAAAGCAAGAGAGAGGGCUCGGGAACGAGAACGGUGAUGGAAUCGGAGGAGGCGGAUAAGUACAUAGAGAUGGUGAAGCAGCAGCAGCAGAGGGGCCUCGAGAAGCUCCGAGGCGAUGUUGGUUACAAGGUGGACCCCUACACUCUUCGUUCUGGGGACUACGUCGUCCAUAAGAAGGUCGGCAUUGGUCGAUUCGUUGGGAUUAAGUUAGACAGUACUAGUCCCAAUUUCAAUUCCGCUUCCAAGACUGACUCCAUUGAAUACGUCUUCAUCGAGUAUGCCGAUGGCAUGGCUAAGCUUCCUGUCAAGCAGGCCUCUCGCUUGCUCUAUCGUUAUAAUCUGCCGAACGAAACGAAAAGGCCUCGCACGUUGAGCAAAUUGAGUGACACCAGUGUCUGGGAGAAAAGAAAGACCAAAGGAAAGAUUGCCAUUCAGAAAAUGGUUGUUGAUUUGAUGGAGCUGUAUCUUCACAGACUCAAACAAAGACGCCCUCCCUACCCACUCACUUCUGCCAUGACUCACUUUGUUUCUCAGUUUCCUUAUCAACCCACCCCUGAUCAACAGCAGGCUUUCAUUGAUGUUCACAAAGAUCUAACCGCCAGAGAAACCCCAAUGGACCGCUUAAUUUGUGGAGAUGUUGGCUUUGGCAAAACCGAAGUUGCCCUGCGUGCCAUCUUCUGUGUAGUUUCUGCAGGGAAGCAAGCUAUGGUUCUCGCACCCACUAUUGUUUUGGCCAAGCAACAUUUUGAUGUUAUUGCAGACCGGUUUUCUAUCUACCCCGACGUCAAGGUUGGACUUCUCAGCAGGUUUCAGACCAAAGCAGAAAAGGAGGGGCAUUUGGACAUGAUUAAAAAGGGGCAAUUGGACAUAAUUGUUGGGACUCACUCGCUUCUUGGAAGUCGUGUUGUGUAUAGUAAUCUGGGUUUGUUAGUGGUUGAUGAAGAACAGAGGUUUGGCGUCAAACAAAAGGAGAAGAUUGCUUCUUUCAAAACAUCGGUUGAUGUUCUUACUCUUUCUGCAACACCUAUACCACGAACCCUGUAUUUAGCCUUGACUGGGUUCCGUGAUGUUAGUUUGAUUUCAACUCCACCACCAGAAAGGGUCCCUAUCAAAUCCCAUCUUUCUGCAUACAGUAAAGAAAAGGUUUUAUCAGCAAUUAAGCAUGAGCUGGACAGAGGAGGCCAAGUGUUUUAUGUAUUGCCUCGCAUUAAAGGACUUGAAGAAGUGAUGGACUUUCUUGAACAGUCAUUUCCUAAUGUUGAAAUAGCUAUUGCACAUGGGAAGCAAUAUUCAAAGCAGCUGGAGGAAACCAUGGAGAAUUUUGCACAAGGUGAAAUCAAGAUUCUUAUAUGCACUAAUAUAGUAGAAAGUGGGCUUGACAUUCAGAAUGCAAACACCAUCAUAAUUCAGGAUGUUCAACAAUUUGGCUUAGCGCAGUUGUACCAGUUGCGGGGAAGGGUAGGCCGGGCAGAUAAGGAAGCUCAUGCAUACUUGUUCUAUCCAGAGAAGUCACUGCUAACUGAUCAAGCGCUGGAGCGACUUGCAGCUCUUGAGGAAUGCUGUGAACUUGGGCAAGGUUUCCAACUUGCAGAGAAGGACAUGGGAAUCAGAGGCUUUGGUACCAUAUUUGGUGAGCAACAAACAGGGGAUGUUGGAAAUGUUGGCAUUGAUCUCUUCUUUGAAAUGCUCUUUGAGAGCCUAUCCAAGGUUGAUGAACACCGUGUAGUUUCAGUUCCUUACUGGUCCGUUGAGAUUGAUUUAAAUUUAAAUCCUCAUCUCCCCUCUGAAUACAUAAAUUAUCUGGAGAAUCCCAUGGAGAUAAUUCAUGAAGCCGAGAUAGCUGCUGAGAAAGAUAUCUGGAGUUUGAUGCAUUAUGCUGAGAAUUUACGCAGGCAAUAUGGAAAGGAGCCACACUCCAUGGAGAUUCUUUUAAAGAAGCUUUAUGUGAGGAGGAUGGCAGCAGAUCUUGGAAUAAGCAAGAUAUAUGCCUCAGGAAAGAUGGUUUUUAUGAAAACAAGUAUGAAGAAAAAGGUCUUCAAGCUGAUUACCGAAUCAAUGGUCUCUGAUGUCUACCGAAACUCUCUGGUUUUUGAGGGUGACCAGAUCAAGGCGGAACUUCUUCUAGAGCUACCGAGGGAACAGCUGUUGAAUUGGAUCUUUCAAUGUUUGGCUGAACUGCAUGCUUCCUUACCUGCUCUCAUAAAGUAUUAGGUGUCUUAGGGCACUGACAGGAAUUCAAUUUUUUUUUAAAGACGGACUAGUACUACACUAGUACACGAUGGAGUGGAUUUGUUAACCCUUUUGCCGUACUUGGAAGCCUUGAGCAUUAGCAUAUUGAUUGGGUCGUAAAAAGAGAGAGCCAAAUAUAUCUGCCUGAAUUUGUUGUAAAGCCAAGAUGCCGUAUACCUGCGUGAGUCACUUGGUUACUUGUGAAUUAGGUAAGCAAGACAAGUGGAGGGAGAUACAUCAUACAUGCAUAGAUGCAUACAUACAAACAGGUGUGUGUGGGGCAGCGAAAUACGCACUCUUCUUGUCAUGCAUGCAUCCGCAUACGCCAUACACAUAUGCAUACGACGACGAUAAUCCUAUUUGUAUUUGUAUACGGAAGGAAGGAUCAGUCAUUCCGUUGGUAGGGUAUAUGCAUAGUUAGAUACUAAUUUAAAUGCUCAUCUGUAAUUCUGUAAAGUGGAGUAGUUCUGCACUUGCUAUUACUAGUAGAGAUAGAGAAGAGAAAUCAUUUCAAAUGGUGGAGGUGCUCUCUAGUCUCUAAUUACUCUUGUUUCUCUUCCUUGCUGUUGCUAAUUUGCUACUUUGGUUUGGUAUUUGCCAUUUGGUUGGUGGUUGCGGUGCGCCGUUGACUGACGGGUAUAAAAUCGACAGGUGAAGCCACGUAUGCAGAUAAAUUACAGAAUGUGGUCGUCCACUAAGUCACAAAUUAAUUUUGUGGCUUUUGUAUUCUUUUACAGGAAAUGUUUUUUUUUUAUUUUCUGAUUCGAUUCUAUCAUUUAAUUAUCUAUUUAUUUAUUGAA